This is a messenger RNA of Quercus robur (English oak), 1158 nucleotides long. RefSeq lists its product as uncharacterized. Gene Ontology annotation, molecular function: zinc ion binding; nucleic acid binding. Lineage: Eukaryota; Viridiplantae; Streptophyta; Magnoliopsida; Fagales; Fagaceae. The record is from RefSeq and is a predicted model, not a curated record. Bases 1 to 1158 code for a protein of 385 amino acids. The transcript has 4 exons.
AUGGACCAAUCACAAUCGCUCAAUGCUCCACCAUUCUUUGAUGGGAGCAACUAUGCAUUUUGGAAAGUCUGCAUGAGGGCUUUCUUUUGUGCUAUAGAUGAGUCGGUAUGGGACUCUGUCGAGAAUAGGAUAUCGCAUGUGAAGACAGCCAAGGAAGCUUGGAUGAUUCUUAAGACUACUUAUGAGGAUACCAAGAAAGUUAAGGACAUGAAGCUCCAAAUGCUUACCACUAGAUUUGAAGAGCUCAAGAUGGGUGACGAUGAGUCUUUCGAUUCAUUCUAUGGGAAGCUCAAUGAAAUCGUCACAGCUAUAGAGGAAAGUAAGGAUUUGGAUGAGAUCAAAAUCCAAGAACUCAUUGGAUCUUUCCAAACAUAUGAGCUGGGACUGCCUUCUCACAAAACGAGCAAAUCUCUUGCUCUCAAAACCAUCACCGAAAGAAUGGAUGACUCCUUCGAAGAAGAUGAUGUGGAGAAGGAGGUAGCAUUCAUUGCAAACAACUUCCGAAAAUUUCUGAAGAUGAAAAAUAGUGGGAAGCCAUUUAGCAAAGGAAGGUUUUCAUCCUCCAAAGGUGAUAGGAAGGAGUUCAAGAAGAAAGAUGGAAAGGAGUUUCAAUCCCCUCAAGGAAUUGUGUGUUAUAAAUGCAAUGGCCAUGGACAUCUCAAGAAGGAGUGUCCCAACUAUUUGAGAGGGAAGGGUAAAGUGUUUGCCACUACCCUUAGUGAUUCUGACAGGUCAAAUUCAGACACAGAAGGAGAAUGUGACAGUGAAGGAAACUACAGAGCCUUCAUGACAAUUGCCUUCAUUGAUUCAAAGAAUGAUUUGAGCAAUUUGGUUGAUGAACUUGGGGAGAUCAACCUUCAAGAAGCAUAUGAUUCUCUGCUGGAAGAUUGUGGCAAAUAUGCCAAAAUUGCGAACCUUGCUGUGAAAAAGAUGAAAAAGGUUGAGGAAGAGCAUAGGUGUAUACUUGUGCAACACAAGGAAGCAAAGUGUGAAGUAGAAAGACUCAAAGGAGAGUUGGUUGAAGCUUACUCUAAGAUCAAGUUUCUUGAACUUGAAAUUAUUCAAGCUAAUGUCAAGGUUGAGCGCAUCUCCACCAAGAAACUUAACAACGUGGUGUCCUCUCAAAAAUCUUCUCAUGAUAAGACCGGUUUGGGCUAA